CAGCGGAAGUAAACAAAAGACAAGGGUUGUUAUCUGCACUGGUUCAUUGAGAUAACUGCAGGAGGUUCGCCUUUGAGUAAAACCUCGAGCCACCGUAACUGUGAUUAAACAACAAUGUCUUCGGCUGAGUAUCUGAGAGAGUUUGUUAACGAGAGACUGACCGCUGCUGCUGAGGAAAUAUUCAGGGUUAUUAAAAGGACCAUCGUCGUGUACGAGGAGGAGCUCGACCAGCAGCGCAGACUGCUGGACAUCGUUUGGAAACCAGAAACAGAGUCAUACAGUACAGAGCUCCCAUAUCAACAUGUCUGUAAGGAGGAGGAGGUUCUAGCUGACCAGCAGCUCUGUGUUCAGGAGAGGAGCUCCGGUCUGGACCCAGAGCCUCCACAGAUUAAAGAGGAACAGGAGGAACUCUGCGCCAGUCAGGAAGGAGAGCAGCUUGUACUGAAGCAGGAGACGGAUACCUUUCUGUUGAGUCCUCCUUGUGAGGAACGUGACCACAGUGAAGAUCAGACUCUGAACUUCAACCCUGACGACUCUCAAAGCGCAACAGACAAAGAGUCUGCUGUCAACAUACCAGUGAUAAUCUCUGUGGUAUCAGAAGCACACAGUGACCACCAGCCCCUCUCUCACAGCUCUCAUGUUGCUGAGAGCCAAGAACAGGAAGAGGGCAAGCAUGAAGACUCAGGAUCAAUGAGAAAUGCAGAGCUUAAACCCAAGAAAAAACACCAUGAAAGCAACGUAUACAGCUCUACCAUGUCAAACAUUCACCGCAAUACUCACACUGCUAAAAAGUCUUUCAAAUGUGACACUUGUGGGAAAGCUUUCAAGUUUAAGGCAAAAUUAAACGUACACUACAAAAUCCACACAGGUGAGAAACCAUAUAUUUGCAAAACGUGUGGGAAAGCUUUCAGACGUAAUAACGACUUGACAGUUCAUACGAGAUCCCACACAGGCGAGAAGCCAUUCACAUGCAAGACAUGUGGAACAGCUUUCAGAUAUAAUAGUGACUUAAAAGUGCACAUGAGAAUCCACACAGGUGAGAAGCCAUUUGCAUGCAAGACAUGUGGGACAGCUUUCAGACAUCACAGUGACUUAAAAGUACACACGAGGAUCCACACUGGUGAGAAGCCAUACCUUUGUAAGAUCUGUGGGAAGAGAUUUUGUGUGGUGUCCACUCUGACAAAGCACAUGAGAGUCCACACAGGUGAGAAGCCGUACCUCUGCAAGACCUGUGGGAAGAGAUUUACUGUCAUAUCAGCAUUGAAUAGACACGUCACAAUCCACACGGGCAAGAAGCCGUUUCCUUGCAAAACAUGUGGGAAAGCUUUCAUGUGCACAGCUCACCUGACGGUCCACAUGAGAAAUCACACAGGUGAGAAGCCGUUCCUUUGCAAGACCUGUGGGAAAAGAUUCACUGACAUAGCAGUGUUGAAAAGACAUAUUAUAAUCCACACAGGUGAGAGGCCAUUUACCUGCACAACAUGUGGGAAAGCUUUCAGACAUAAAAGUCACCUGACAGUCCACAUUAGAAUCCACGCUGCUAAGAAGUCGUAACUUUGCAAGACCUGCGGGAAAAGACACUUUGAUGUGUCUCAAUCCCUCGGGAACUUUUCCUCCAGUGUAAAGCAUUCUGCCCGCAAUUUGGGCGUCAUCUUUGACUCUGAGCUCUGUUUCAAAAUACAAAUAACCAAGGUUGUGCAAUCGUGCUUUCAUCAAAUUAGAAACAUUGUAAAAGUAAAACAUUUUUUUUAUCUCAAGCGGACCUUGAAAAAGUUUUUCAUGCUUUUAUCUCAUGACAUCUGGAUUGGGACACCUGAGGAUCAAUGAACGCAGAAGAAAGCAUCAAGCUGAAACUCCUGUAGAGACGUGUUCACUGACUGAAUAAAGUGCAAUUCCCCAUUUAGAGAAGGUCACAAUAUGUUGAAGUAUCUUUUUAAAAAUACCAUCAAGUUUUAUUGAACUAACCCUAAUUUUUAUUAAUAUUUCUAUUGUCAACAGCAUUUUAUUUAAACAGUCAAUCUGCCGGUUUUUAAAAAAAAAAUCUUUGUUACACAGCGAGUGUAUCAAGUCCAUGUCCUUGCAGCAGCAGCAGCAGCAGCUGCAGGUUCAAUUUCAACCCAUAGCCCUGUGCUGUAUGUCAUCCCCUAUCUCUCCCCCUUUCAAUCUGGAGCUGUACUAACAAAUAAAGGCAAAAAGCCCCAAAAAAUAAUCUUUAAAAAAAGAGAGAGAGAAACAUGCCGUAUGUGUGUACAGUCAGGACUGCCUGCCGACACUUAAUGGCAGUUAGUAGCUGCAGAGUGGAGCCUCAGUUUUCUGACAGUGUUAUGGACUCUGUGUAUGAGCUGAUAAUCUUGCCUUGUUUAGUGAUUGUCAGUCAAAACAUUUUGUUUUCACCAAGUUUAUUUUGUACGAGGGAAAGUGGGUUAAUAAAUCCCUUUGUUUCCUGUCAUC
Molecule: messenger RNA, 2451 nt
Organism: Epinephelus moara (kelp grouper)
Lineage: Eukaryota; Metazoa; Chordata; Actinopteri; Perciformes; Serranidae
Product: gastrula zinc finger protein XlCGF57.1-like
Exons: 2
Coding region: 115-1554 (479 amino acids)
Biological process (GO): regulation of transcription by RNA polymerase II
Molecular function (GO): DNA-binding transcription factor activity; RNA polymerase II cis-regulatory region sequence-specific DNA binding
Source: RefSeq, a predicted model, not a curated record